Molecule: messenger RNA, 2972 nt
Organism: Caenorhabditis elegans
Lineage: Eukaryota; Metazoa; Nematoda; Chromadorea; Rhabditida; Rhabditidae
Gene: F59F5.7
Product: DM13 domain-containing protein
Exons: 22
Coding region: 126-2732 (868 amino acids)
Source: RefSeq, marked reviewed
AUCUUUGCGCGCGUCCCGCUCGUUUUAGUGCAUUUCAAUCCGAAAAUUCUGGUCUUUGCUACUGGUUGCAACUUUGCUGUAUUCAUCAAAUAGUUAUUGAACUUUUUUAGUUGUCUUCAACUGCGAUGAAUCUAUUUUAUUUUUCCAAAGCAAAUGACUUUUUAUUUAUGAUUUUAUUUCUACUGAUUUACACAGUGGAAAUUCGAGGCGACGAACAAUCUCGACCAGUAGCAAUUGUUCCAUGGUCGCAGUAUAAGAGGAGGCUCGGCCAUUUGAAAGAAGGAUCGCUCGCUUACCAAACGGAAACUGAACCACUUAAAACCGCGGCCACAUCAUCAUCAAGUGCAUCUAACUCAUAUUUCGGCAGUUACGAAAAAGAAGAUCUGUCAUUGAAGCAGCUGCCGAGAUUUGAUGAAAAUGAGCCGAGAAGCAGAUCUCAUUCUGCCGGCACCAAACCGCGUUCGCAAUAUGGGAACGUUAUUCGACCACAAUUACGAGGCAAAUUGCCAGCUGAUCCAUCCGACUUCAUGAAAAUUCCAAAAACCAAUCAAGUGGAGUAUUUGAUGCAAAGAGAACUAGAUAUGCAAACGCUUGUCCCGCCUGAGCGACCACAGUCAUCAUCAAAGAUGAGUAGUUUACCUUCGAGACACACAUUGGGAGUGGAGGAGUCUCAAACAUUCAACAUGAAACACAAAAUUGCAUCGGUCGCCAUCCCUAACGGAGUACCGAUGACUGCUGGAAAUUGGGAAACUGGACAGCCGCAUUAUUCGGGAGAUCGUAGACUUCACGCUGCAAGCACAUUUGUGGGAUCACCUUCAAUUCCAUAUGCAACCAAUUACAAUGGUGAACUGGCAUCCGCAUUGCUCCAACAGAAAAACGUCGAGCCCAAUAUUGUUAGCUCAAUUUUUUCUCAAAGCAGCCCAAAUGCUAUUCCAACAGUGGUUCAGACUUCUCAGCCACAGGCCACAUUUGAAAAGAUGCUUGCCAACGAAAUGUCUGUUGAAAAACUUUCAAAACUCGCGAACAAUUUAUUGGGGUUUAAUAAUGGCGGUGGAACAGGAGAAUCUGGUAGUGGAACUGGCAGCCUAUUUGAGACCAUGACGUCAGUUCUAAGCGGAGGAAAUCGUAAAGUACCAACAAGUUCUGCGGCACAUGAUGACCAAUCCCAGUACGCUCCUGCUUCGGCAGGGAGACCACAAACAUCAAUGCUUACUCAAUUUUUCAACAAGGCAUCGGAUGCGUUAAAAGAUUCAUUUGCAAAAAAAGUUUUUGAAAAUAAAGAAAACAAAAAUAUCGAUCCACUUGCUCUUCCAAUACCAGAACCAGAGAAAAAAGAAAAAGUGAGCAAAGAAGUAGAAAAUACAUUGAAGCUGUUGAGUACAAUGCCCGAUGAACAACGGAAAAUGCUUGAAAGUGCAAUAAAAGAUGGAGAAAUUGAUGCAGAUUCACCUCUUAUCAAAAAUUUGGUGAAAAAUGAUGUAACGGAAGAAUCAAAAAAAGAAAAAGCAAACCGUCUAAUCGAGUGGAUUCGCUCAAAUCGUCCGUCGACAAAAACGCCGGAAAGCGGAAUUCCGAAAAAUGUUCCCUACUAUGGAAAGUAUUUGGGAAGUUUGGCAGAAACGCCAACAACAAAAAAACAAAAAAGUCCAGCUGGUGCGUUGUGGCUUGUUGAUGAAAGGAAAAUUAUUGUAACCAGAUUUGUUUUUGAGUCGGGAUCAUUAUUGAAUGAGAAUGUAACAUUCUGGCUUGGUCCAAAAACUCCGACGGGCAACUUUGUUGAGGAUUUUAUGCCAUCUGAAAAUGGAUUCUAUAUUAAACCCAAACCAAUCGAAAUGUCGGCAUUUGCAUCUAGAGAGCUCCCACCAAUUGAAGCAAAGCCUCGAACCAAUGUGGCGGCAGUUAAGCUUUUUGAAGGCAUUCCGCCAAUUGUUGCAAAUGUCACCAGGGUUAAGCGGGAUUCAAAUGUUGUUAAUGCGACCGCUAAGCCGAUUGAGCUUUUUGUGGAGGGAGGAAUUAUGGAAGUUCGGCCAGGGAAUGGAGUACUAAAAUUGGAAAAACAGGCCGACACAGUGACUAGUAUGAGCUCAGUUCCUGGAGGACUUAGACUAAGACAGCCUGAGUUUGAUCCAGUUGAUGACAAGGUGCCACAACCUCUCCAGUGGUUUGAAGGAUUCCAGCCUCUAAUGCUUACACUUCCACCUUCAAAAGUCUUCGGUGACAUUCAUUGGGUUUCGCUGCGAGAUCACAAACGAAAUAUUAAUGUUGCAUCGGUAAUACUGCCAAAUGGUCCUCUUGUUCAAAUCCCAAAAGUGGUUCGAUUGAGGGCUCUAUCACCAAACAGCCUCCAGUUCAACAUUAGCUCUGGGCCCAUCGAGAUUCUCGAUGUGAAAACUAUUCGAAUUAAUGAUUUCUCUUUUCAACAUGAUGAUGAUUCAGUAUGGCUAAUGGUUGGCAGUGAGCUACUUCCAAAUUUGAAUGGAAAAAUAGUUCCAUUGUUCGAUGAGAACACAAGAAAAUUCGAUUGUCAAGGUUUAAUGAGUUAUCAUGGUGAAACGAUUGUAUUCAGGUUGCCAGGCGAACUCACAUGGAAAGACGUUUUUUGGUUUUCAUUUUACUCGAAAAAACGUUUUGUAUCAUAUUCGGAAAUAUAUCUCCCACAAAGCGACAUGCAUCUUCUUCCCGAUUUAUCAUCAAUCGCUAGCCCAACAUGUCAAUACAACCCAACUCCAUAAAAUCAAAAAUAACGACAUUAAAUAAAACUUGAUAAUUAAUGUACGAGUGUCGCUCCGACAACCCAUGAAUCUUUAAAAAUAAGAACCAUAUUUAAGUAAUAGUUUUUAUAUUAUGUUGAUCUCAUAGCAUUUCUUUCUAUUGUCAUUUUAUAUCUUUAUUCAAAUUGUAUUUUUAAUACCUUUUGACUUAUGAAUAAUUUCAAAAUCACUUAAAAUAAAUUCAGCAGACGUUAACAUUCC